Capronia coronata CBS 617.96 is the source of this 711-nucleotide messenger RNA. RefSeq lists its product as uncharacterized. Lineage: Eukaryota; Fungi; Ascomycota; Eurotiomycetes; Chaetothyriales; Herpotrichiellaceae. The coding region runs from base 1 to 711 and encodes 236 amino acids. The record is from RefSeq and is a predicted model, not a curated record. The transcript has a single exon.
AUGAUCACCAUCCACCAUCUCCAACGCAGCCAGAGCGAACGAGUCCUCUGGCUCUGCGAAGAACUCUCCCUCCCCUACGAGGUGAAAUACUACAAACGCGAUCCUCUCCUAUCACCGCCGGACCUGAAAGCACUAACACCACUGGGCGCCGCUCCGGUGAUUGAAGACUCAACCGCUACUUCAACCUCUACUUCUUCUUCUUCUUCUUCUCCCAAGCUUCUUCUAUCCGAAAGCUCCGCAAUCGUCGAAUACAUCAUCCACCGCCACGGCCAAGGCCGUCUCGCCCUACCGCCCACCCACCCCGCCUACGCCGACUACCUGUACUGGUUCCACAUGGCCAACGCGACGCUACAGCCGGCGAUCAUGCGCGCCUUUACUCUGCGUCUGCUGCGUCUACCGGCCGACAACCCGGUCAAGCAGGGCGCGGACGCGCGGUUUACGAAAGUCCUGGCCAUGCUGAACGACCGGUUGGCCCGCGUGCCGUGGUUGGCUGGGGACGAGUUCACCGCUGCGGAUAUCAUGUCCGUGUUCCAGCUCAGCACGAUGCGUCUGUUCUUUCCUUACUCGCUGACGGAAUACCCGGGGAUCGUGGCUUGGUUGGACAGGGUCGGUAAGAGGCCCGCGUAUCGCGCGGCCAUGGAGAAGGGGGAUCCGGGGUUCGAGCCGCUUUUGGGGGCUGAGGCGCCUGAGCCGGUUCCGGGGUUGUAUUGA